This is a messenger RNA of Macadamia integrifolia, 2048 nucleotides long. Its product is annotated as BRAP2 RING ZnF UBP domain-containing protein 1. Gene Ontology annotation, biological process: Ras protein signal transduction; protein ubiquitination. Gene Ontology annotation, molecular function: ubiquitin protein ligase activity; zinc ion binding. Gene Ontology annotation, cellular component: cytoplasm. The transcript has 11 exons. NCBI's taxonomy places the organism in Eukaryota, Viridiplantae, Streptophyta, Magnoliopsida, Proteales, Proteaceae. The coding region runs from base 303 to 1784 and encodes 493 amino acids. The record is from RefSeq and is a predicted model, not a curated record.
UCGGCUGCAUCUCCUUCAGCCACUGUUGCACACUCUGCAACAAGUCAACAACCGCCUUCCCAUUCCAAAAAAAUUAAUAAGUUGUUUUCGUAGGAAGCACUCCAUCAUUUCGGAUUCGGGUCCUCGAUGGUGGGCCCAUCGUUAGGCCGUGUGCGGCUAAUGACAAGCGGCCGUUAAAGGCUUGACGACGUAACCUUCAAUUUCCCGCGAAAAGAGAACAUCAAUCUUUGAGUCAUCAGACUCUUCACAGAUUUCCAUUUUCAAUACACUGUCUUAUCUUCAUUCUUUCGCAACAGUCUCACAUGUUCCGUCUUCAAAUCCAUUCGGUGGACACGAACCACCUCAUCACCACCAGAUCCGCCGGAGAAGACAGCGGCGUCGCCACUCCCACUAACCCCAACUUCGCCUCUUCAAACCCUUACCCUAACAUCCAAGAACGCAGAGGCAUCGUCCAUCUCUUCCGCAGCGUUUCCUGCCAUGAUCCGACCUCUCUAUCCACAAACCGUAAUGACUUCGAAGAGGAUUCCACUUUUCUCUUCGUCGUCGCUGUUCCUAACCACCUGUCCCUCGAAGAUCUCAUAUCCUUCUGCGCUUCCUACAUCAAUCACUUCUCCGAGGUUCUCAUCAUCAGGAAUGAUGGAAUGGAGGAUCGAUACAGCGUGUUGAUUAAGCUUGUAGACCAGCAGAAAUCGGAGAGCUUUUAUUGGAAGUUCAACGGGAGACGGUUCUCAUCCACUGAGGCUGAGGUUUGCCAUAUCUUAUAUGUGACUUCCGUAGAAUAUACGGAAUCUUCGGAGAUUGCCAGUACUCCGCCUCAAGGUUUUACUGAAUUGCCUACUUGCCCUGUUUGCCUUGAAAGGCUGGAUCAAGAUACCAGUGGGAUCUUGACAACACCUUGCGACCAUUCAUUCCAAUGCUCAUGCAUCUCAAAAUGGGCCGAUUCGUCUUGCCUGGUUUGCCGAUUUUGUCAAAAGCAGGCUCAGAAACCAACAUGUUCUGUUUGUGGAACAUCGGAGGAUCUCUGGAUUUGCAUGAUCUGUGGGUUUGUGGGAUGUGGAAGGUAUAAAGAAGGUCAUGCUAUCAAGCACUGGAAAGAAACAAAACACUGCUAUUCCCUUGAUUUAGAAACGCAACGUGUUUGGGAUUAUGUCGGUGACAAUUAUGUUCACCGACUAAAUCAUUCUAAAACUGAUGGGAAGUUGGUAGAGUUGAACUCCUGUUGUAUAUUGAAAGAUGGUGAUUGUGGGAACUGUGACUACUCUGAGGAUUCUGGAAUUAGCAGUGCGCUCUUUAGCAGUAAAGUUGAUAUUGUGGAUGAGUACAACCGCUUACUCACAAGCCAGCUUGAGACUCAAAGAGAAUAUUAUGAAACUCUACUUGUAGAGGUCAGAGGUAAAAAGGAGAAGUCCAUUUCUGAAGCAGUGGAGAAGGCUUUGUUUUCAAAGCAGCAGGAAAUCCAACUGAAAUAUGAUAAAUGCAUUGAGGAAAAAAGAGUUGCUGCUGAUAGGAAUGAAAAUCUUAUGACGAAGCAAAAACUGUUGCAGAAAGAGGUUAAGGAGGCUGAAGAGAGGGCAAUAUCAUUUUCAAAACUGAAAGAUGAUAAGAUAGUGGAUCUGGAAGAACAGAUUAGAGAUCUUAGGGUCUACAUUGAAGCACAGAGAACUCUUGAUACCAUGACUGGUUCAGAUGACAUUAAAGGGGGAACAAUACUUCCUGUACCAUUGCAACAAUCCACAUCAGGAAGCACCAAAAGGUCCUCGAAGGUGAACAGAAGGCGCAAUUAACAGUUCUCAAUAACUUCAUACAUUAACAUCGUGUAAAUGAUGAACUUUGUGUGCCAUCUGUAAUUGUUGAUCAAAUUUCAAGAGAAAAUUGUUAAGAAUCUGUAGAGCCUGUGUUGACACAGUAAAUUGUAUUGUAUUGUCUGUCUCUCAAUGGAGAGAAUAUUACAUUAUAUAGAGAAGAGUUGCCCUAGUAUGGCUAGGGUUUGUACAAUAUAGGAAAUUAUACAGGAUAGAGAAUAUCAAUUAGGAAUAUUGUCCUACCAA